AUGAGCGCGGUCAAGAAGGUCGAGCGUCUGACGUUUCCGUUCCAGACCCCAGAUCCCUUCCUCUUCGCGGUCUACCACGACGACAAGUACCCGCCCGGCGAUGGGCAGAUGAGAGCGCCGAGGACCGGCAACGGGGCUGAUUUUAACCCAUCGGCGUCCUACCGAAUGUACCACGGCGAGCGCGUCCCGGGGUUUCCGCAGCAUCCGCACAGAGGGUUCGAGACCAUCACCGCCACGAUGGAGGGAUUGGUGGACCACACGGACUCGGUGGGCAACGCCGGACGGUACGGCCAAGGCGACGUCCAGUGGAUGACCGCGGGCAAAGGCAUCGUCCACGGCGAGAUGUUUCCUCUCGUCAACGACGACGCGCCGAACCCGCUGCGACUCUUCCAGAUCUGGCUCAACCUCCCCGCGCGGAGCAAGAUGGUCGACACCGCGUUCGUCAUGCACUGGGCCGAGGACGUGCAGAGCGUGACGGACGCGAACGCCGGGUACGAGCUCGUGGUGUGGGCCGGUGAAUUAAACGGAUGCGCGGGUCAGAAACCCCCGCCCGCGUCGUGGGCCGCCGACGCGAACAACGACGUCGCCGUCUACUUCAUCACGGUCCACCCGGGCGGUACCUUCACGCUCCCGCCGUCCAAGAUCGGCGCCUUGAGUAACAGGUACGCGUACUUCUUCGAAGGCGACGCCGUGGCGAUUGACGCGAGAGAGAUUCCGGCCAAAUCCGCGAUUGAGAUGGACGCGAGCGCCGAGGCGAAGAUUGCCGUCCCGGCGUCCGCGUCCGCGUCCGCGUCGCUGCUGGUGCUGCAGGGACGGCCCAUCGGGGAGCCGGUGGCGCAGCACGGGCCCUUCGUCAUGAACACCAGGGAGGAGAUCAUGCAGGCGUUUUCGGACUACCAGAGGACGCAGUUCGGCGGCUGGCCGUGGCCGGAGGACGCGGUGGUGUUCCCCAAGGAUAAGGGAAGGUUCGCGCUGCUCAACGGGACGGAGACGCGGCCGCCCAACGCCACCGCCGGCGCCAAGGAGGAGCUCUGA
Micromonas commoda is the source of this 1035-nucleotide messenger RNA. RefSeq lists its product with no specific name. NCBI's taxonomy places the organism in Eukaryota, Viridiplantae, Chlorophyta, Mamiellophyceae, Mamiellales, Mamiellaceae. The record is from RefSeq and is a predicted model, not a curated record. The coding region runs from base 1 to 1035 and encodes 344 amino acids. The transcript has a single exon.